Molecule: messenger RNA, 264 nt
Organism: Closterium sp. Yama58-4
Lineage: Eukaryota; Viridiplantae; Streptophyta; Zygnematophyceae; Desmidiales; Closteriaceae
Source: the annotation of a GenBank genome assembly
AUGAAAUCGGCCGGCUGCCCGAAAAAAAAAAUCCUCGAUGAGGACGACGUGUGCCUCGAUGAGUGGGAGGGGCAGGAGGAGGAGGAGGAGGAGGAGGAGGAGGAGGAGGAGGAGGAGGAGGAGGAGGAGGAGGAGGAGGAGGAGGAGGAGGAGGAGGAGGAGGAGGAGGAGGAGGAGGAGGAGGAGGAGGAGGAGGAGGAGGAGGAGGAGGAGGAGGAGGAGGAAGAGGAGGAGGAGGAGGAGGAGGAGGAGGAGGAGAGGUAG